Molecule: messenger RNA, 1722 nt
Organism: Coffea eugenioides
Lineage: Eukaryota; Viridiplantae; Streptophyta; Magnoliopsida; Gentianales; Rubiaceae
Product: protein NRT1/ PTR FAMILY 5.4
Exons: 4
Coding region: 1-1722 (573 amino acids)
Biological process (GO): oligopeptide transport; transmembrane transport
Cellular component (GO): membrane
Molecular function (GO): transmembrane transporter activity
Source: RefSeq, a predicted model, not a curated record
AUGUCCUCCGAACCAAAAUCUUCCAAGGGAGGAGGUUGGAAAGCUGCUAUUUUCAUGAUCUGUCUGGAGGUGGCUGAGAGAUUCUCCUAUUAUGGUGUCGCUGGAAAUCUUAUCAACUACCUCACAGAUGUUCUACACCAGCCCACAGCAGUGGCUGCCAAGAAUGUCAACGUCUGGAUUGGUGUAUCUUCAAUCUUCCCAUUGUUAGGUGGCCUUGUUGCUGAUUCAUACAUGGGUCGAUGCAAGACUAUUUACGUCUCAUCCAUCGUGUAUCUUAUAGGUUUAGUGGCAUUAACCAUCACAGUUUCAACAGUUCCAUCAAGUGCUCGCGAAGCAAUCUUCUUGACAUCACUUUACAUAAUGAGUGUGGGGGAAGGCGGGCACAAGCCAUGUGUACAAACAUUUGCAGCAGACCAAUUCGAUGAUGAAGUUGCUGAAGAGAAGGAAGCCAAAAGCUCGUUUUUCAAUUGGUGGUAUCUGGGGAUUGUGUCUGGUGCCACUGCUGCAAUUCUCGUUGUGAUCUACGUGCAAGAAUAUGUAGGGUGGGGCAUUGGGUAUGGAAUGCUAGCAGGGGUUCUGGCCAUAGCACUUGGGAUGUUUUCUAUUGGAAGUUGGACGGGUAAUUAUCGCCUGCAAGCUCCAAUUGGGAGCCCAUUUACGAGGGUGGCUCAAGUGUUUGUAGCAGCUGCUAGGAAACGACGUUUGUGUGAUCAGAGGGUUGAUGAUGAUGGCCAUAGUGGUGGAUUUUUUGGCCAUGAAAAUAAGGUUAGAUGUCGGAAUAAUGGAACAGACGAGGUAGAUGGAUUCAGAGUUCGUGCAUUGGCUCGCACACCUCAAUAUCGAUUUCUAGACAAAGCAGCAAUCAUUGAUUCCAUAGAUGCAUCAAGUGAGAAGAGAAACCCCUGGAGGUUAUGCAGCAUGAAUCAAGUAGAGGAGGUUAAGCUCCUACUCCGCCUGAUUCCCAUAUGGGCACAAUGCUUCAUCUUCACGAUGGUCACAGCACAACUCAGUACAUAUUUCACAAAACAAGGCAGCACCAUGGUCCGUGCAUUCGGUCCAACCUCAAAAUUUCGCAUACCAGCUGCUUCAUUGCAAGUAGUUACAGGCCUCACAAUCCUCAUAUCUGUCCCUAUUUAUGAACGGGCAUUUAUUCCACUAGCAAGAAAAUUCACCGGCCAGGCCUCUGGAAUAACAAUGCUGCAGCGAAUCGGCACCGGACUAUUCUUAUCUUCGAUAGCCAUGGUAGUUGCUGGACUGGUGGAGGCUAAAAGAGUAGAAACUGCAAGAGAGAAUGGGCUUACUGACUCGCCGAAAUCGAUGGUCCCCAUGAAAAUUUGGUGGUUGAUUCCACAAUAUAUGUUGUUUGGGGUCUGUGAUAUGUUCACCAUUGUUGGAAUGCAGGAGUUGUUCUACGAUCAAAUGCCUGAGGAAAUGAGAAGCAUGGGUGCGGCUGCAUAUGUUAGUUCAAUUGGAGUUGGAAACUUCAUGAGCAGCUUAGCAAUUACUGCAGUUCAAGGGAUCAGCGGGAAGAAGUGGCUUGUUGACAAUCUAAAUCGAGCAAAUCUUCACUACUUUUAUUGGAUAUUGGCAGGGUUAAGUGCUGUGAAUUUUUGCGUAUAUCUUUUUGUGACAAAGGGCUUUAUUUACAAGAGAUUUGAGUAUUCUGAGUCAGGGAACGAGAAAGAGAUGGGUAUGCAAGUGCAUCCAGAAGGGAAUGUUUGA